AGUCGGCCCCGUCACCAUGGAGGCGGCGGUGGGUGGGCCUGGGUCCUGGAGUGAAAAUAUAUUGGAAUAUUUUCUGAAAAAUAACCAGAUUAAAACCAAAGAUGGAGCUGAGAUCAUCUGGUAUCACGCAGCAAACCACAAGUCACAAAUGAGAGAGGCGUUAAAAAGUCCGGCUCACAUGAUAGAGGCAGAUGUUCUUCUUCCGAAUGAAGAGCCUGAGCACGCACAGCCAAUCAUGGCUCAUCCUCCUGAAACGAAUAGCGAUAAUACUCUUCAGGACUGGCUCAGUGAGAUUUUGGAAACCAAUAAAGGCAUCAAGCUUGACUUUAAAAGUUUGGCAGCAGUGAAGCCAUCAAUGAGACUUCUAGAAAAUGUUAAGGCAUAUCUAAAGCGUCCUGUGUGGAUUAAUGCUGACAUCCUUCCUGGCCCAAAUGGAAAUAACAGACCAGUGGAUGCAAGGCAAUUUCUUGACACUGUGACAUCCUUUUUCCCAGAUGUGACAUUAUCUCUGGGCUGGACAACAGGAUGGCAUUCUCAGAAAUUCAAUGAAGGCUACAGUUGGACAAUGGUGAAAGAGAUGGAAUCUGUUUGUAGUGAAUUAAAUCAGCCUGUCACGUUCCCUGUCAGAGCAGCUCUGGUCCGACAAUCCCAUUCUGAGUUGCUUUGGUUAUUACAGCAGUCAAACAGAUACAGCCUGACUGUUUGGACAGGAAAAGAUGACAAAUAUUCCACUGAAGAUCUACUCUACAUCAGAAAGCAUUUUCAGAAGAACCAAGUGUAUUAUGAUAUUUUGGAACCUCAAAACCACGAAUUCAAACAGGCCAUAGGGCUCGAAGUCAAACUAUAAAUGGGAGAGAUCUACAAACUAGGUCAUAGUUAGGGUUUCAUGUCUUGGCCUUUUCUGCGAACAGCGACUCGCUGUGUCUGUUGUCAUUUUAGUGUGGUUUCCUUUUGGACUUCAGUUAUUCAGUCCAUUAGGUGAGAGGACUAGCUUUUAAAAAAGCACCUGAUCCCAUGGUGAGUCAGGUUAAGACAACUCUUCUCCUAAAUAAACUGUUUAUCCUUGGGAGUUAGUACUCUUUAGUGUUUCUAAUCAAUAAGAGGCCAGCAGUAUAAUCUAUUCUGAGACAAUCUUGUGUACUAGAAGACUUGACCUACAAGUUGAAAAAACUGUGGGCUAAUACCGAAGUCACAACCUUCCUGUCUUUGCUUGGAUUUAAGUAGAUGCCUGCCUGGUUUUGAGGUCUCUCGGCCUCAUCCCAGGAGACUUGUCGAUGGUGAUUAUACUUCGUUUUGCAGAAUGUUGACUCAGGUGAGGUAAAUCAUUUUUUUGAAACAUUAUUUUUUAUGAGAAGGGAAUUUUCUCAUAAAAGGUUAAUUUGCUUCAAAUUGGUCAGCCUCUUUCUCCAGAAGAACAGCUCUCCCAGGAGCACCAUAUACUCAAACUCAGUAUCACUAUAUUUUCCCCAAACAAUUAAAAACAGAAAGGACUUUGCACAAAUUAUAUCAUUUUAUGGACUAUAAAAGCCAACACUAGUCACAGUGCCAUUAGAUAAAACUUAAAAAUCUUAAAGCCAAAUAUUUCUUUCAAAUACUGAUGCAAAACCUUCAUUGUACAGAGCUAAUAAUAGUAACAAUUGUGGUAUUUGUUAAGCACUUAGUAUGUGCCAGGCACUGUACAAGCCAACACUAGUCACUGUGCCAUUAGAUGAAAAUUAAACAUCUUAAAGUCAAAUAUUUUAUUUCAAAUACUGAUGCAAAAGCUUCACUGUACAGAGCUAAUAAUAGUAAUAAUUGUGGUAUUUGUUAAGCACUUAGUAUGUGCCAGGCACUGUACUAGAC
Molecule: messenger RNA, 1842 nt
Organism: Tachyglossus aculeatus (Australian echidna)
Lineage: Eukaryota; Metazoa; Chordata; Mammalia; Monotremata; Tachyglossidae
Gene: FAM151B
Product: family with sequence similarity 151 member B
Exons: 6
Coding region: 17-847 (276 amino acids)
Source: RefSeq, a predicted model, not a curated record